AAUAAUAAUAAUAUUAAAAAUUGCUGAAAGUUUUUCAAUUUAAAAAAAUAUAUAUAAAAUGUUAUAUCUAGAGUCCCUUCUGAAUGCCAAGCAAGACAUAUUAAAUAAUAAUAAUAAUAUUAAUAAAAUCCAAACUGCAUUUGUGGUAGAAAAACUGCAGAAAGUUAAAGAAAAACAAUCUUAAAAUUAACCAAAGUUACUGCUGAAAAGAAUUUGCUCAAACAUUUUUCCAGAGACUCCACUCACAGUAAAACAACUCUGAAAAGCAUGAAUAAAGUUUGAGGAUUCACACUGUCAGACUUCAAGGCUUAUUAUAAAGUUAUAAUAAUUAAACAGUGUGUUUUUUACAAAAGGGUAGACAGAAGAUAGAUAGAUAGAUAGAUAGAUAGAUAGAUAGAUAGAUAGAUAGAUAGAUAGAUAGAAAGAAAGAAUAGAAGAGACAGUGAAGAAAUAGACCCACACAAAUAUAGUCCACUGAUUUUUGAUAAGAGUUGCAAGUCAAAACAUAAAAUAAAAAUCCAUGAGUGCACAGGGAUACAAAUAAAUGUUUGAUGAAGUAAAUAAGUGGGAGAGGAGGAACGAUUCUUUCCUAAAGAAGAAUUCUAAUUAAUAAAGGUGAAAGGAAAGAGGAAAACAAAAAAGUAUAACGCCACAGUAAUGUUAAUUGCUGCAGGCAGCAUGCCCUCAUGAAUACUCAAAUCAGUGGAUCAGAGUUUUAGGAAAAAGAAGAUAUUUGCAUAGCUUCAAAGUAUCUCCUACAGAAUAUUUCUGUGUUGGUUUUUAAAAUAAUGUCCACAAAUUCUUCAAGAGUUCUCCUCUGGGAGGUGAAGUCUGAUUCAUUUCCCCUUGAGUGUGGGCCAGACUCAGUGACCUACUUCUAAUUGAUAGAGCAUAAAAGGAAAAAAAGAGUAACUUUAUCGUAGAGAGACUAGUCAGAUACCACCUUAACUAAGUGAUCACGUUAACAUCACCAGUAAAAGUCACUGACAUCAUGGGUCCCUGCAGUCAGAGGGGCACAUCAUCUCUGUGGUAUUCUUCCCCAAAAUCCAUUAACCCAGUAUAAUUAUGAGAAAACAAAGACAAACCCAAAUCAAAGAAUACACUGCAAAAUACCUGACCAGGACUCUUCAAAACUGUCAACGUCAUAGAAGAAAAGGAAAGAGCAAGAAUUUGUUUUGAAUUGGAAGAGACGAAAGAAACAACAAUGAAUUACCAUGUGGUAUUCUGGACUGGGUCUCGAAACAGAAAAAAAGGACGUUAGUGGAAAAACUGGAAAAGUCCAAAUGAAGCCAAAAAUUGAGCUGAUCGUAUUGUAACAAUACCAAUUUCCUACGUUUGAUCAUUGUACCAUGAUUAUGUAAGAUGUAAGCAUUAGUGGAAGCUGGGUGGAGGAUAUAUGGGAAUUGUCUGUACUAUCUUCACAACUCAUCUCUAUGUCAAAAGUUACUUCACAAUAAUAAGUUAAAAAUAUAGCCAAAUAAACUAGACUUUUAAAAACUAUUCCCUAUGUCCUUAAUGGAUCAGAGUUUUCUUCAUAAGCUUUCCUUAAUUAUUAGAAAUAGGAGUUGAAUACAUCCAAGAUGUAUUUAGGAAACUGAAGGCGCCAUUUAGGAACUAGUCCAACAGUGUUACUUUAAGAAGAUCAUCUUUUCACCCAGAAAGGUUAUUUCAUCUCCCCUCAGAUUGCCCCUGGAAAUUUCCAUGAACAAAACUCUUUCCAUUGCAGGAAGCACCUCUUUCAUAAGCUAUGGCAAGCAGAGCGUCUUCUGAAACGCCUUUGGUGAUGUCUGUGGCGCCAGCUGCUGCCCACAGCCUCUGCAGCACCCUACACUGUGAAGCCAGACCCUGUCUGAGCUCUUUCUCAUCCUGCUGCUCUGUCUCUGCUUCCCCUUCAUCUGUCCUCUCUGUCACCGACCAGUGUUUCUUACACAGAUGUUCUUCACAGUCUGCUGUGUUCUCCCUCAGCCUUGCUGUUUAUGCUCUGACACUCGAUUUAGGCAUAGGACCUGCAGAUUUUCAAAUCUGAGGAGAUGUGAAACUGCCAUUCCCCCUCAUGUCCCUCAUAAAGAGCUUCUCUGAGCUGAAGGUCUUCGCUAAGGCCAUACAUCAACCCAGCAAGUAUCUAUGUACUGCCUCCUGGGUAUCCGGCAUGGGCUAGGAGCUCGGAGUGGGAUACAUGGAUAAGCAAAUCAAAUGAGGAAAGACAAAACAGCCUCUGAAGGGACCCUGUCCUGUUUCUCCUCCCACUCUUGAAAGCCUGGAUCAGCAAAAGUAGGGGAAAGCCAGUGGCAAGAAAAAUCCUCCUUAAAACCAAACUGGAGGUCCUGAGAUACUCCAGGCCUACUCGUGCAAAUGAGCAGAAACAAGCAGGGAGGAGCAGUUGUCUGUUACACUGUAUUCAAGGGAAAUAUUUGUUCAGGAAUAGAGAUUUUCAAAUGAGAUGGUAAAAUUCAUAACAACUCAUCUAAAAUCAUAAAUCAAGCCAGAAAACAUUUAUGAGUUCUUGCCUUGUUUUUAAAAGCUUUAAGUAAAAACCAAAUGUUAUAAAGAUUUUCUGAGACUUCUCACCCACCAACCUUCUUUAUGAAAAUUACUUCAUCAUUAUUUUAAAGUCAUAUACAUUCAUAAAAAUUAAUUUACUCUGAAAUGAAAAGUUCAUUUUAUCAUUAUGUGUCCUAUGCUUACAUUUUAAAUUCAGGAAAAACUUCCUUAAGAUAAAAGUGAUUCUUUUUUCCUUUCUUUUGGUUUUAAUAUUCCAAAAUUGGAUGAAUUAGGGCAUUGCUUUUACUCUCAGCACCCUACGCUUACCUUACUAAGAACUAGGGAGUUUUACCUUCAACUCUUAUUUUCCUAGUUUUGCUUAAAAUGAAAGGUGAAUGUGUGUAUGUGUCUGUGUGUGUAUGAUCUUUUAUGUAUAAUUAAAUUUAUUACCUCUCAAGUAAUUUACUUUGAAAAUUAUCUCUUGAAAAUCAGUGUCUUCUUGCUUUAUUGAUUUUUCUUUAGAGGGGUAGGGACAUAAAAGGCUACCAGGAAAAAAAUGUCACAGUGGAAUCAACCCUGCAUUUAGUCUUGGGCACACAAAAGAAUCCACAGGUCUAGACAGCAUAACGUGGUGGAUAAGAGAAGGAACUCUGGGACCAGGUGAGUUGGGUGUGAAUCCCAGUUCUUUCACACUCUAGUUGUGUGAUGUUGACCACGUUAUUUAACCUCUGUAUGUCUUAGUUUCUUCAUCUGCAAAAUGGAGGUAGUAGAAGCACAUGCUCAUAAGGUUAUUGUGAGGUUUAAAUGUAGUCAUUAUAAAUAAAUAAUUUGAACACUUCCUAGCACAAAAUAAGAAGUGUGUGUGUGUAGCAGUUAUUUUCAGUCAUUUUCUGCAGUCACAAGUGAAAGUAAGUUAAAUGAUGACUCAGUCAACCAGCGUUCAAAUUAACUGAAGCUACCAAAGAACACGGACCUCAGUACCAUGUUAGCUGCUUUUCAAGAGAGUCUACUCAAGUGCUUCCCUGGGCCUCAUUAUUGAACUACUACCAACAUAUUCAAAAAUAGGGAAAGGACUAGAAACCAAAUCCUUCCCAACAUUUGCAUCUCUAGAUGUAGAGCUAAGAAUUCUGAAAUAAACAAAUAGAGUGAAUUUGGAAAUGAUGCAUCAACUGCUUCCUCCUGUGACAUGAAUACUGGGAGUUAUCAAGAAUCUGCCCAUCAAAUGCUAGGGAGAUGUUUUCCUCCAAACACCAAAGAGAAGCAACAGCUCAGGAUGAUUAAACUCUGCGAUCCUGCAGAAAGUGAAUUGUCGCCAUUUCUCAUCACCUUAACUUUAGCAGUUUUACUUGCUGAAUACCUCACUGGUAUCAUUGCAAAUGGGUUCAUCACGGCUAUACAUGCAGCUGAAUGGGUUCAAAAUAAGUCAGUUUCCACAAGUGGCAGGAUCCUGGUUUUCCUGAGUGUAUCCAGAAUAGCUCUCCAGAGCCUCAUGAUGUUAGAAAUUACCAUCAGCUCAACCUCCCUAAGUUUUUAUUCUGAAGACGCUGUAUAUUAUGCAUUCAAAAUAAGUUUUAUAUUCUUAAAUUUUUGUAGCCUGUGGUUUGCUGCCUGGCUCAGUUUCUUCUACUUUGUGAAGAUUGCCAAUUUCUCCUAUCCCCUUUUCCUCAAGCUGAGGUGGAGAAUUUCUGGAUUGAUACCCUGGCUUCUAUGGCUGUCUGUGUUUAUUUCCUUCAGUCACAGCAUGUUCUGCAUCAACAUCUGCACUGGGUAUUGUGACAAUUCUUUCCCUAUCCACUCUUCCAACUCCACUGAGAAAACAUACUUCUCUGAGAUCAGUGUGGUCAGUCUGGCUUUUUUCUUUAACCUGGGGAUUGUGAUUCCUCUGAUCAUGUUCAUCCUGGCAGCCAUUCUGCUGAUCCUCUCUCUCAAGAGACACACCCUACACAUGGGAAGCAAUGCCACAGGGUCCAAGGACCCUAGCACGGAGGCUCACAUUGGGGCCAUUAAAGCUACCAGCUACUUUCUCAUUCUCUACAUUUUCAAUGCAGUUGCUCUGUUUAUCUACCUGUCCAACAUGUUUGACAUCAACAGUCUGUGGAAUACUUUGUGCCAGAUCAUCAUGGCUGCCUACCCUGCCAGCCACUCAAUUCUACUGAUUAAGGAUAACCCUGGGUUGAGAAGAGCCUGGAAGCAGCUUCAGCACCGACUUCAUCUUUACCCAAAAGAGUGGACUCUGUGACCAGCACCCAAGAAGACCACAGGACCUGACCUAACUGGCUCUGCCGUUCCCUCACCUAGACCUCUCUUUUCUCUCUUCUUUUCUUCUCCAACCCUCAUCUGACCCUUUCCCCCGAUGUGGCUUUUUAAUAUAGGAGAUUGAUCAUUUCUCUUUUGCUUCAUGGGUACAAUCUUAGUGGUGCUGUCAUAUUCUUUACCUGAGCCCUCUACCCCCCCUUGCUCUCUUUAAAGCAGUGAUUCUACGCACUGGGCUACACGUUAGAAUCUCUAGGGUUGAUUUUUGAAAAUACCAAUGUUCAAACCCAAUCUCAGAUCUAUUAAGUCAGAAUUUCUAGUGUUAGAACUUACACAAUUUUCUAAGCUCUCCAGGUGAUUCUGCUGUGUAGCAGGGUUGUAUAACCACCAAAAUAAAAGAAUGUUCUGAAACUUGAGUUCCUGAAAACUCUGUUUCUCCCUCCACAUGCCUUUUAAACACAUUUAGAUUACUUGGGAAGGUUUCUGAGCAGAAGUUUGAAAUGCAUUUUGUCUCCAUCUUUCAAAGAUAUAACCAAAAUAAUGUGGAACCAUUUAUCAAAAUUAAUAAUGCAUAAAACACCUUUCAUUCUAAAAAUUACUAAGAAUUUUUUCUAAGCAUGGUUUUGUAUAAAUAAGCAAAAAUAUGUGCAAGAGCCUCUUCACAGCUGCACUAUUCAUGAAUGAGGGGAAUUGAAUGUCUGAAAUGAAUAUUAUGUUAACCUCUUUUAAAUGAGAUAGACGCCAUGUUUCCUGAGAUGAGAAGAUUUCCAAUACAUCGUGCAAAAAGCAAGGAGAUCUUUUAUGAUUCCAUCUGUAUUUCUUUUUUUCAUAAUACUUAUAUAUUUGUAUGCAUAUAUAUGUACAUACAAAGUUUCUGGACAAAUAUACCAAAAAUAAUUCACAGAGGUCUUCUGAGUGGUGUCACUGGGUAUCUGGGAAAUAAAUGAAAUAUUUACAAUUUAUUUUAUGCCUUUAUGCAUUGUUUGAACUACUUAGAACAUGUAUUCAGUAAUUUCAAAAUUUUGAAAGAUUUAUAUUGAUUUCUAUUAGAGAAUUGCUAAGUAAAAAAGAUUUGAGAGAAAGGAUUAUGCACAUUGUUUUGUUAUUGACUCUCUCACUAUUGAUUUUUAUUAAAAAUGCAAACAAAUCACAAAUUAAGCAUUAAGCAAAUCACUCUCCUAUCACUACCUCUUAUUUUUCCAUUUUAUUUGCUCAAGGGCUGCCAUAGAAACAUCACAGGCUUUCAAUUCAUUGACACUUCUAUAUUCUCUAUCCCUCUAUCAGGCCUCUCCUCUCUUCCUUUCGUAUUCAGUUUGGAUUACUGGUCAAUCAUUAUACUCACCCUUCAAAAACAGCUUCAGUAUUCACAGAUGAAAUGAGCUGUAUCUGUGAUUUGCUUUGAAUUAAUCCAACAGAGGGCAAAGGAGUGGAGAAUGGGGUGGUUUGGGUUAUUCUUAUGCUAUGUUUUUUAAAAAACAAGGCUUCAGGCACGUGGAGUUCUUUCUACUAUUCUAUUUCAGAGUAUGUUUGAAAAUUUCCCUAAUAUAGCUUUUAUAUAAAUAAAUCAUACAAUACUCUAAUUUCCUGACCCUUCUAAAUGUGAAAUAACCCCACAUUUAAAUGACUAUUUAACAUUCUGUGUUUGCUUCUAAGCAGCUGACUGUUACUUGAGAGUAUUUCAUAACUGGAUGAGCUCAUGUUCCUACAAAUUCAUGCUCCUCAGCCUCAAAUGAGUAACUUCAUUGAGCAUUUCCAUUCCAUAUUUCCCUAGAGAAGUCAUUCAUUAAAGUCCCCACAAUGACUAUCUCACAUCUUUUCCUCAGUCUCCAAACCUUCAAUCUCUCUUCUCUCUGACCCAUUUCAGCCCUUAAAAUCUUUGACAGGCAACAUUAGGACAAUCCUCUUUUUCCCAUUAGUAAAUAUACUAAUCCACCAAUUUCUGCCUAUAUACCCAAUAUUUCAAUAGAAAAGGUUCCAGUCAAUGAAAAAAAAAUCAUUAGACAUGUUUCAACUAUGUUCUACUCCCUCUAUGUUUUUUCUUCCUCCAGGUUUCAUUUUUCUAUGUGUUUUAGUUUGUUUUCUCUCAUGAUUGAGUCUUUCCUUAAAUAUCUGAUGAUCCUUGAAUGUCAGUACUAAAAAGUCGAUUGCCAAAUUUUAAAAAUUCAUUUUUAAAUAUCUUUUAGAAUAUAAAAACUAUAUUGAAUCACCUAUGUGAGAGGUAGCUCAAAAGUAGAACAUACAAACUCAUUAAAUAGUGCCACAUUAUUUCCACUGGUGAGCCAGAAUGUUAGGAACAAUCAUGGAUGUGUCUUCUGUCUUACUCACUUCAUGUAACUCAUCAGUAAGCCCUUGUUUCUGUCCUGUGACGUGUAUAAGUAGAGGAUCAUUCAAUUAUUAGUUGAACAAGUAUUGGCUGAACACCAACUAUAUGGCAUAUUCUAUUCCAGGUGCUACGUAUACAAUGAACAGGGCUCUUGUCAUCACAGAUCUUCCACUCUAGUGGGAAAGCACAGGUAAUAAAACCUCGAAUGAAUAGCACAUCAUAGUGGUGGUGGAUCAGCCCAGUCAGGAAGGGCCCAGAUGAGUAAAUAAGAUAUAAAGAGGUAAUUGUUAAAAAUAUAAAUCUAGGCCAGGUGCCAUGGCUCACACCUGUAAUCCCAGCACUUUGG
Messenger RNA from Cercocebus atys (sooty mangabey), 7403 nucleotides. RefSeq names its product taste receptor type 2 member 39 (gene TAS2R39). Gene Ontology annotation, cellular component: membrane. The transcript has 2 exons. Lineage: Eukaryota; Metazoa; Chordata; Mammalia; Primates; Cercopithecidae. Gene Ontology annotation, molecular function: bitter taste receptor activity; G protein-coupled receptor activity. Gene Ontology annotation, biological process: detection of chemical stimulus involved in sensory perception of bitter taste; sensory perception of taste; G protein-coupled receptor signaling pathway. The record is from RefSeq and is a predicted model, not a curated record. The coding region runs from base 3668 to 4720 and encodes 350 amino acids.